Molecule: messenger RNA, 641 nt
Organism: Nematolebias whitei (Rio pearlfish)
Lineage: Eukaryota; Metazoa; Chordata; Actinopteri; Cyprinodontiformes; Rivulidae
Product: E3 ubiquitin-protein ligase pellino homolog 1-like
Exons: 1
Coding region: 1-390 (129 amino acids)
Biological process (GO): protein K48-linked ubiquitination; regulation of Toll signaling pathway
Molecular function (GO): ubiquitin protein ligase activity
Source: RefSeq, a predicted model, not a curated record
AUGCGCCGCAAGGACACGCCGGAUGAGAAGCAGCCGUGGGUCUAUCUGCAGUGUGGCCAUGUUCACGGCUACCAUAACUGGGGCAACCACCGUGAGGAGCGGGAGGGGCGGGAGGGCCGGCUCAGGGAGUGCCCCAUGUGUCGAGCGAAGGGCCCCUAUGUGCCCCUGUGGCUGGGCAGCGAGGCGGGCUUCUAUGUCGACGCAGCUCCGCCCACUCACGCCUUCAGCCCCUGUGGACACGUCUGCUCCGAGAAGACGGCGGCCUUCUGGAGUCAAAUCCCGCUCCCGCAUGGCACGCACACUUUCCACGCUGCCUGCCCCUUCUGUGCCCAGCAGCUGACCGGCGAGCAGGGCUUCAUCAGACUCAUCUUCCAGGGACCGCUCGACUAGUGGAGCAAAUUUCCCAGCAUGCUUUGGAGGAGAAUUUCUUUUAACGCUGACCCUGCAGCUAAAACACAGAGCUGUCCAGAUGUUUUGGUUUCCUGGACUUUUUGCCUCUUUCUCAUUUUUAAGUGACCUUUGUAUCACUUUUUUCACGAAUGAUGACAAAGAUUUCUAUAUUUUCAUGUGAAACCAGAAACACAAAAAAUUUGUUUCAUGAAGAGAACUUUCCACAAUAUUUAUCUAAAUUACUAACAUCC